This is a messenger RNA of Owenia fusiformis, 2169 nucleotides long. The record is from the annotation of a GenBank genome assembly. NCBI's taxonomy places the organism in Eukaryota, Metazoa, Annelida, Polychaeta, Sabellida, Oweniidae.
CCGAAUUUUACCGAUUAGGAUGUUCCAAUAUGGCGGAUGUAAAUGCAGAAAGUUGAUGCAAAAUUUAUACGAUAAAAGUAUGAAUAUCUUUGUAAGCGGACCAAUAUAUGCUACACUAUAACUCUCACAAAUAUGGAGCGUAUCAGAAUCAUUAUAUUCGCCUUGCAAUUGCACUGAGUUGGAUACUAAACAUCAGAUAAGUGGAAUCAAAAUCUAUUUUCGCAACGUGACCUCCGAAUAUUUUUCAAAACAUUGUCACCAAAGCUGGAUUCUCGUGCAAAAUGACGACCAUCAAUGAAGAACAUGCUAUCAAGAAAUUUUACACUGCUAACUCUACACAGGAUAGCAUCUUGGCAUUGUCAUUAUGGAUGUUUUCCAAGAAAGUGCAGCAUCAGAAAGUGGUGGAAGUUUGGUACAAAGCAAUGAAAAAGUCCAAAAUAGCUCACCGAUUGGUUCUGUUCUAUGUGUGCAAUGAAGUGGUUCAAACGUGCAAGAGGAAGCAUGCUAUUAUCUAUAAAGAUGCUUUUAAAGAGGUGCUAAAGGACGCUGUUCUCUUAGUCAGAGAGGCAAGUAUACGUCCCAAGAUUGAGAGAAUCUUCAAAGUGUGGGCUGAGAGAAGUGUAUAUGACUCCGAGUAUGUUGAUGAACUACAGGCGCUGCUUUGUAACCAGACUCCAAGACCUCCUACAGAUUCUAAACUCAUAUCAGAUUUUCAGGCUGAGAAGUUAAUGGAGUCUAUAGUUGAAUACACUGAUCAAGAAGGAGAGCUGGAACUGAAAUACAACCAAGUAAAGAACCUCAGAUUUGAUGCCUCGAAUAUCGAAGCUGUGAAACAGCUUAAGGACAGAGCACACGGCAAGGGGUUUUCUCAACAAUUUGAAGAUGCUUGCAACAAGUAUGAAGACUACGUGAAGAACUUGGACAAAGUGUUCAAAGACCACACUGCACUUGUUGAGAACUUGGAACAGGCAGAGAUCUACUAUGAUGCUCAAUAUGCUGAAGCUAGAAUUGUAUCCAAUGCUUACAAGAAUUUCGGUACAAGAGUGAACAAUUUAAAACGGAAACUGAAUGAUAAAGUCAAGAAAAUGCCAGACUAUGUUGUGGAUACUAUAGCGCCAUCUAUGAGUGGGGGAGAGGGUGACAAUACAGACACAGUGGAUAUGGAAAUGUCUGAUGAGGAGGACAGUAAUGUAAAACAACCAAUCAGUGCGUUGACAGGCCUUGAGGAAUACAUGCUUUAUGCUAAUGCAUUAGCUGAAUGGGGUAACAGUAGGAAGAAUAUGACAUCUAUAACCAACUCACUCAGUAUGCCUGUACCCAGUAUAACUGAGAUCAGGAUGAAAGUUCAGCGUCGUAAACAGGAGAGAUUAAAGCAAGCCCAGUUGGAGGAAGAGAAUAAAAAACAUGGAAAGGUUAAAGAGGAAGAGCAAUAUUCACCCAUCGACCUUGACAUUGACUCCCCUGUAAGCUCUCCUGACCCAGAACCUGUCAAACAUAAACCCAGUAAGCCUCAGCAGAGUUCUCUAGAGUCACGUAUAGGCUCUAUGUUGAAUCGUGCCAUGUAUGGAGGAACAGAUGAUAAAGAGCCAGAAGAUAAGACCACCAAAGAUGAAGGAGGCAGUAGUACACCAGUGCUAGAUGAAGACACUGAAGGGGCACCAUCGAACCCUAUAGACUUUCUAACUAACAUUAUAAACCAGUCGAAAAAACCUGGUGGUCUUAAGACAUCAAGUUUUCUUCGAGGUUUAUCAAAGUUAACUAAAUCUGUCAAGAAACAGGUGAAGGUUUCACGUGGGGAGGCAAUCGAAGAUGAUGAUGAUGAGGAUGAUGACGGUGUUGAAUCAGAUUUAACACCUCCCCCUGAAACCACCAGGAAGCGCACUCGUACUGAUAGUGGAGCUGAUCAUAGCUCAGGAGGAAUACCUAUAGUGAUCCCCUCCACCCAGCAUGAUGCCACUCCUAGUAUCCAGACGCCUGGUCUCCCUAGUUCAGGCCACCAGACUGCUCCUAUGGUAUCCCCAGCUGGUAUGUUUGUACCUAGACAAGUGAUUCACCCACAGGUUCAACCAUCAAGCUCAGUGGCACAACCACUUAGUCCGAGACAACAGCAGAUCCCUGGCUUGAAUGCUCAGCAAAUACCUGGCCUGAAUCAGCAACAGCAAAUUCCUG